AGAAUUGGGCGAGUCCGGGUAAAGCAGAGCAGCCGUGUAUGUGUCGUAUAUCAUGCAAAAUGAGGAACCAGCGUUGCAUGAAGAAGUUGUUUAUCCUGAUCUCUGAAUAUAUUUUAAAACAGAACUUCCUUCAAAAAUACUUUUUAGUUGUGUAGUCCUUUCAAUAGUUUAAUGUUCAGACUGAAUACGGUUGCUUAUACCAUCUCAAGGAACAGAGGAAGAGGGCAUUGAUCGAGCAGCCAGCCAGCAGACAGACAGACAUCUUGAGGAGAGCGGAAGGGGACCUGCAGCCCGACAGCGGACAGACAGACAUCUUGAGGAGAGCAGAAGGGGACCUGCAGCCCAACAGCAGACAGACAGACAUCUUGAGGAGAGCAGAAGGGAACCUGCAGCCAGCCAGACAGAGAUCUUGAGGAGAGCGGAAGGGGACCUGCAGCCAGCCAGACAGACAUCUUGAGGAGAGCGGAAGGGGACCUGCAGCCCGACAGCGGACAGACAGACAUCUUGAGGAGAGCAGAAGGGGACCUGCAGCCCAACAGCAGACAGACAAACAUCUUGAGGAGAACAGAAGGGGACCUGCAGCCAGACAGCAGACAGACAGACAUCUUGAGGAGAGCAGAAGGGGACCUGCAGCCAGCCAGACAGAGAUCUUGAGGAGAGCGGAAGGGGACCUGCAGCCAGCCAGACAGACAUCUUGAGGAGAGCAGAAGGGGACCUGCAGCCAGACAGACAUCUUGAGGAGAGCAGAAGGGGACCUGCAGCCAGGCAGCAGACAGACAGACAUCUUGAGGAGAGCAGAAGGGGACCUGCAGCCAGACAGACAGCAGAAAGACAUCUUGAGGAGAGCAGAAGGGGACCUGCAGCCAGCCAGACAGACAUCUUGAGGAGAGCAGAAGGGGACCUGCAGCCAGACAGACAUACAUCUUGAGGAGAGCAGAAGGGGACCUGCAGCCAGACAGACAGCAGAAAGACAUCUUGAGGAGAGCAGAAGGGGACCUGCAGCCAGCCAGACAGACAUCUUGAGGAGAGCAGAAGGGGACCUGCAGCCAGACAGACAUACAUCUUGAGGAGAGCAGAAGGGGACCUGCAGCCAGACAGACAUACAUCUUGAGGAGAGCAGAAGGGGACCUGCAGCCAGCCAGACAGACAUCUUGAGGAGAGCAGAAGGGGACCUGCAGCCAGACAGACAUACAUCUUGAGGAGAGCAGAAGGGGACCUGCAGCCAGACAGACAGACAUCUUGAGGAGAGCAGAAGGGGGACCUGCAGCCAGCCAGACAGACAUCUUGAGGAGAGCAGAAGGGGGACCUGCAGCCCGACAGACAGACAUCUUGAGGAGAGCAGAAGGGGACCUGCAGCCAGACAGACAGACAUCUUGAGGAGAGCGGAAGGGGACCAGCAGACAGACAGACAUCUUGAGGAGAGCAGAAGGGGACCAGCAGUCCUGUGUGGUGGAGAUCAGGUCCCAAGACUAGCAGCCCAGUAGACUUUCACCGUAAUUUAACCAGGAAAGACCCUUGAGGUUCUAAACUUUGUUGCAGAGAGCUAGUCAUGGGGAAACAGAACAGCAAACUGCGUCCCGAAGUGCUGAACGACCUGCGCGAGAACACAGAGUUUUCUGACCACGAGCUUCAGGAAUGGUACAGAGGCUUCCUCAAAGACUGCCCCACGGGCCACCUGACCGUCGAAGAGUUCAAGAAGAUCUACGCCAACUUCUUCCCGUAUGGCGACGCUUCCAAGUUCGCCGAGCACGUCUUCCGGACAUUCGACACCAACGGCGACGCCACCAUUGACUUCCGGGAGUUCAUCAUCGCGCUGAGCGUUACGUCGCGCGGCGGCCUGGAGCAGAAGCUGCGCUGGGCCUUCAGUAUGUAUGACCUGGACGGGAACGGUUACAUCAGCCGGGCUGAGAUGCUGGAGAUUGUACAGGCGAUCUACAAGAUGGUGUCCUCAGUGAUGAAGAUGCCUGAAGAUGAGUCGACGCCAGAGAAACGGACAGAUAAAAUCUUCAGACAGAUGGACGUAGACAAAGACGGCAAACUCUCUCUGGAGGAGUUCAUCAAAGGUGCCAAGAGUGACCCUUCCAUCGUCCGGCUCCUGCAAUCUGACCAGGGGACCUCUCGCCAGUUCUGAAGACAUAAACACACACACAGUUCUGAAGACAGGAAAGUGGAGAUCACUGUAUCAUCCCCCAUCCAACACACACACACACGAGAAAGAGGUGGAAGAGGCACAGUUGUCAUUACAACACCCAUAUCAGGCAGCCAUUUUAUAUUCUCUCAUUCCAUGUCUUGUUGUUUACAUCAUCAGUAGUUCCCUAGCCUGAUCCCAGAUCUGUUUGUUCUCUCUAUUGCAUGGAGUUGGCUCGACAGAACAAACAGAUCUGGGACCAGGAUAGCAGUUUCCCAAUAUCCCAAUGCAGCGGUUUCAUGCAUUCUACAGCGAUAUGUUUUGCAUCAUGAAACAAAUUUUACACCCACAUUACCACUGAAUAGACUUAUGACAUUUCCUUGCAAAUGUUUUACUUAAUGUUUUAUUUUUGCUUGCCGUACUUUAGUCAACGUGAAGUGCCAUAUCUAAAUAUUUGUACUGAAUGUAUUAUUACACUAAGUAUUAUAUGACUUUUUCCCCUGAUGUGUCACGGUAAGAAGAAAUCAACCAAAACCAAUAUUUUGUACGUCAACCUGGAGCGGCAGGUAGCCUAACAAUUAAGAGCGUUGGGACAGUAACUGAAGGGUUGCUGGUUUGAAUCACCGAGCUGACUAGGUAACAAACAAAAAAAAAUAAUCUACCGAUGUACCCUUGAGCAAGACACUUAUCCCUAAUUAUCUGCUAAAUUACUAACACGUAAAACCAUGGGUCGUCUCAUUGCAACCUUUGCUCUAAAUGUAAUAUUAGUUAGGCACAUUAAAAAAUGUUUUUCACUAUAUAUUGUUUCUGCAGCACAGGAAUUUUGAAAAUUAAUGUUUUAAUGCCCAGCUGUACAGAAAGUUCCAGUGAUGUUGUAUUAAAACCAGUAUCUUGGAA
Messenger RNA from Oncorhynchus masou masou (cherry salmon), 3025 nucleotides. Its product is annotated as hippocalcin-like protein 1. Gene Ontology annotation, molecular function: calcium ion binding. The transcript is spliced from 4 exons. Bases 1550 to 2131 code for a protein of 193 amino acids. The record is from RefSeq and is a predicted model, not a curated record. Lineage: Eukaryota; Metazoa; Chordata; Actinopteri; Salmoniformes; Salmonidae.